This is a messenger RNA of Sphaeramia orbicularis (orbiculate cardinalfish), 981 nucleotides long. RefSeq names its product gastrin/cholecystokinin-like peptide. Gene Ontology annotation, biological process: digestion. Bases 589 to 948 code for a protein of 119 amino acids. Lineage: Eukaryota; Metazoa; Chordata; Actinopteri; Kurtiformes; Apogonidae. The transcript has 3 exons. The record is from RefSeq and is a predicted model, not a curated record. Gene Ontology annotation, cellular component: extracellular region; axon. Gene Ontology annotation, molecular function: neuropeptide hormone activity.
UUAUAACCAAAUAAGAGGUGAUUGACAGUGGACUCUGAAAAGCAUCCCAGUGGGUAACACCCACCACAGAUGUGUUUUCUGCAUGAAGUCGCAGCCAACACUUUGCACACGAAAUCCCGAUUGUCUUCCGUUGUCACCUUCUUGUUCUGCAGUUGCAUCACAUCCCCUGCACUGGUGAAAAAGGCUCUUAGGGGUAUUGGAUUUCCAAUGCAAAUAUAUUGAGUUGUUUUAUUGUCUUUGUAGCAGAAAAAAGACCUUUCCAGGUAACUGAAAAGCAUAUAAGUCUGUUUGUUCCAUCAUUUCCCUUACGCACAUCCUUCCAGUGCAUCUAUCACUCAGUCAAUCCAAAGCUUGAUAGUAAACACUCUUAUCAGGUGGUGAUUUUAGGCCACAUUGAUUACUCCAUAUUUCUGGUAUAAAAAGGGUGGGAUUGGCUCUAUCUGCCACAGAAGCCCCACACAUCUUUGAGAUCACUGCACAUAUCUCAUCUUGCUUCACAGGUAGAGUAAACCUCAUCUUGAUUUUUCAUGUACUGAAUAAUAUAUGAAUGCUAUUUUCACCCAAACCUUUUAUGACUGAUGCACAGACAUGUACGGAAAAGGAGCUGCAGUGUUUGCACUGCUGGCUGUACUUCUAGUAUCCACCACAGCUUCGGCGCCUGAACGCUCUGCACCCGAAGACGCUGAUGACAGAAAUAUCCUCCACAAGCUUCAAACCAGGAGAGAUAAAGUCAGAGAGUCAUUGGGCAGGCAGGACGUCCCAUCACAGACUGCACGGAUGGCGAGACGGACACACCUGUCAGAGGAUGAACGCGAGAUUAUGACCAAACAAAUAAUGCAAGCAAUCUCAGACCUGAUGAACUCUGAGUGCAUGACAGAUCGUGACUACCAAGGCUGGGUGGACUUCGGACGCCGGGAUGUAGAAAUGGGCCGAGAGAUGAACGUUUAACAGCUCAUAAGUGCUGACGGUUUUUUUGCUCAG